Rubroshorea leprosula is the source of this 2397-nucleotide messenger RNA. NCBI's taxonomy places the organism in Eukaryota, Viridiplantae, Streptophyta, Magnoliopsida, Malvales, Dipterocarpaceae. The record is from the annotation of a GenBank genome assembly.
AUGUUGCCCCAUUUUUGCCAUUUCAUUGGGUAGCUUUGAUGCUCAUUGACUGCCACCUAAGAUAUGCCACUUCCUAGUCAGCAUGGUUUUCUGUAUACCCUAAUUGAAGUAGAAUUGCCCUUGGUUAAUUUCUGGAGCAAAAAUUUGUGCAUGCUUCAUAAACUUAUCAAGAUUCAGGGAGAGCAUAUCUGUUUGAACUUGUGGGGAGGUAUUGUAGUCGCAGGUCACAGAAUAUAACAUUUUCUUUGUUAUAAGGUUGAGAUUUUGGUUUCUCCCAAGUUUGGAUUAAAUUUAGGUAAAUGGAUUUAACGCCAAAUUCUUUAGUCAUUGGAUUUUCAAUUAGCUGUUUUUCAUGUGCUGGCCACUUUUAUCAGUUAUUUAUUUAUUUAUUUUGAAUGGCAUCAGCUAUCUAAUGUUGUUUAUUGUAUCCUACCUAGGUAGUUACCUGGGAGUUGCUGUUUUAUUUUAUAGACUGACAGAAAGCAAGAAUCAGGGAUUUUUGGAUAUCUAUCAUGAUCAAGAAGUCACCAAGUAGAAACCAAAGAUCUAAAGGCUUCAAGGUGAAGCAUGUUCUGCAGAUUUGCGUCUUGCUCGUGGUCUGCUUCUGGUUAAUCUACCAAGUCAAGCACUCUCAUGAUAAGAGGAAGGAAUUUGAUGAGAAAGAUUCAAAAGUAGAAAGUGUUGAUGGGAUUCCAAAACUUGGAAGGAAAGACCUUCCUCGUACUGAGGAUGUUUUUAAGAAUGAGAAACAGGAGGAAGAAGAGGAAGAAGAAACUGUAGCAGAGGAGGAGGAUCAUAAGCAUGAAGAGCUGCAAGAUGAAGAAGCAAGCAAACAUGAAGAAGAGGAUCAAGGAGAGGCAAACAAACAUGAAGAAGAGGAACAAGAAGAAGUAAACAAGCAUGAUGAAGAAGAGCAGGAGGAAGAAGAAAACAAACAUGAAGAUGGAGAUCAAGAAGAAGAAGUAAUUAAGAAUGAAGAGAUGGAAGAUGAGCGGAGAGGUGGAGCUGAUGAGAUAGAUGAAAAUGAGCAAGAAAAGGCUGCGGGGGAAGCUGAUCAUGGAGAAGACUUUGUAGAUGAAGAGAAAGAGAGGGAAGAGGAGCAUGAUGAGCGAGAGAAUGAAGAGAAAGAAGAUCAAGAAGAAAAUGAGAAUUCAUCAAAUGAUCAGAAUCAGGAGGAAGGUGACAGGAAUACCCAUGAGGCAAGAGAGGAACAUUACAAGGCAGAUGAUGCUUCUAGUGCAGUGUCUCAUGAUUCUCAAAUUAUUGGCACUGAAAAUGAGAAUUCUACAAGAAACAUUUUGGAAUCAGAGAAUGAAGCCAAUAAAACUGAGGAAACGGCUGGUCAUGAAAACAAUUUGCAGUUGAAAUCAGAAGAAGAGAAACACACAGACAAUUCUUUGAACAACACAAUUGCGGAAGAAAAGGAUCAUGAGUCUAGCUCAGGUAACUCUGAGACCAGCUUGCUUCCAAAUGCAACAAAAGCAGCUGAUUCCAAUGACCUACCAAGCAAUAACCUGACUGAAGGGAAUUUAGAAUCGACUAAUAAGCCAGCAGAAAUGAAUACAGAAACUCUUGGUUCAGUGCAGAAUGGAGCAGCAACAACAUUGGCUUCAACUGAAUCACACAACACUACAGAAGCUGGUGCAACAACUGGAGAACAAUUGAACCAGCAAAAUAUUGAAACAGAAAAGGCCAAUAACAUGACGUUUAAUAGCAAUCAGUCAGAUGCUAAUACCACAGAUUCCUCUAAAACAGAGAAUGUGGAUUUGGCUGCAAGAGAAUCCUCAAAUUCCUCUAGCGAUGCAGAGGCUGCCGUAUCGGGGGAUAUCAUUAAAUCAAAUGCAACAGCUGAUGGAGGGAACAGUUCCGAGUCUUUAGCAACAAAGGAAACCUUUGAUGCAACUCAGAAUGAGAACUCUGAAGGUAACCAUGGCUCAGGUGGAACAGAUGGAACAGAUGAAAGCACUGAGCUUUCCUCCACCAAUGCAACUGGAGAUGAAAGUCAACAUGACCUUAUUGAUACUUCUGAUUCUACCCUCCCUCAAGAUGAGAAAGAUACUCGUGUUGACCUGAGUACGCUGCCAGAUAUUAGAACAGAAGUGAGCAACAGUGAAGAUGCCACCGCAGAAUGAGAAGGCUGAUUAAAUGGUCAGAUCAGAGUUUCUUAUGAAUGCUCCCAAGUUGCAUAUUAUCCUACUCCAUUUUGAUACUAAUACUUUACUAAUAUCGAAUCAUGUUAGAGAUUACGGUUUCACUAUUGGAUGCAAAAUGUAGGCAAGUUGUUCUAAUUUAUGUAAUUUGUGGCAACUUCUUCUUGUCUAUAUUUUCGAAAUUUCAUUUUGUUGUUUCUGAUUUUAAAACCAGUUAGUUUAUGAUGGCGACUCAUGUUACCAUGGA